GAGGCAUGCUAUUAUUAUGAAAUGUCAAACCGGAUAUUACAUCUUUCCGGAGAGGUGGGCUCUGCACCGGAAGUACUCGUGCGAUUUGGUGACGGUGCAUUAGACUGCCAGACAUGGAACGCUUCAGGUUGCUCGGGUUGGUCCUCCUUAGCCUGGCUCUGACUGGAGCUCAGACUCUCACACCGGCACACUUCCUUUCCCUGAGCGACGUUGCCCGCCUUCAAAACCUCCUUAGCCAGCCUUUCACUGACCUGGAAUCAGCAUACUAUUCUGUUAUUGGCCUCACCAAGCUUGGAGCCACUGUUCCUGAUCACAAGGAAGUGUGCCAGUUCCUGAAAUCCCAGCUCGAUCCCACUAGUAUCGACUCGCUCUUUUUUGCUGCGGAGACCAGCCAAGCCAUAUCCGGGUGUGAGAUUCCUGUGUCCAAUGAAACCCGCGACAUCCUCCUGGCCGCUGUGAGUGAAGACUCCACCAUGACUCAAAUUCACCGGGCUGUGAGCGCGCUCAGUUCCCUGGGUCUUCCUCUGACCUCUCAGGAAGUCGUAGGUGCACUCACAGCUCGCAUCAACAAGGAGGACAAUGUGGUGGCUAUUACCUCAGCUCUGCAAACAGCCGCCCGCCUUUCCCAGCAGACGGAGCUUGGAGGAAUACUUGAGGAAAUUGAGGAUCUGACGGCACGUUUAGAUGAUCUUGGUGGCAUCUACCUCCAAUUUGAAGAAGGACUGGAGGCCACUGCCAUGUUUGUGACUGCAGCUUAUUCCCUGUCGGAUCAUGUUGAUAUGGAACCCCCCCUCAAAGAGGACCAAGUCAUUCAGCUGGUGAACUCCAUUUUUAGCAAGAAAUCCUGGGACUCCCUGGCUGAGGCCUUCAGCGUGGCGAAUGCUGCCGCCACUUUCUCCAACAACCGCUUCCACGUUCCUGUUGUCAUCGGUACUCAUGGCCCGGCCACAGUGUCGCACAGCCAGCCAACUCUGCAGCUCCUUGUUACCGACGUCAUGUCUCAGCCUCUGGCUUCAGCCAACGUGCAAGUGGAGUCUGUCUAUUCUAUGGCCUCCAAGGCCAUCAUACUUGGCCAAGCACCAUUCACACUCAAUGACGGCGUCUUUGAACUGAACUUCAUGUCCCAGCAACCGGCCAGUGGAUAUUACCAGUUUAUUGUUUCUGUGACUGGAGAUAGCCGAUUAAUUGCCAAUCGCGUUGAGCUCAAAAUGAAAGUGUCCACUGAGGUGUCCAUCACCAACAUGGACCUCUCUGUGGUGGACAAGGACCAGAGCAUCGGCACAAAGACCACCAGGGUCAACUAUCCCUCCAAAGCCAAGAGCCCAUUCACAGCCGACAGCCACCAGAACUUUGCUAUGUCCUUCCAGCUGGUUGAUGUCAACACCGGGGUUGAACUCACACCCCACCAGACUUUUGUUCGACUGCACAAUCAGAAAACCGGCCAAGAGGUUGUUUUUGUUGCGGAGCCCGACAAGAGCGUGUAUAAGUUUGAGUUAGACACGGCAAAACUCAAAUCAGAGUUCGACUCGAUCUCCGGCACCUACUCCUUAUAUCUGAUUGUUGGGGACGCCACCUUGGAGAAUCCAAUCCUGUGGAACGUGGCUGAUGUUGUGCUGAAGUUUGUGGAUGAGGAAGCCCCCGCUGCUAUUCAGCCCAAGACUCUUUACGUACCCAAACCAGAGAUCCAGCACUUAUUCAGGGAACCAGAGAAGAAGCCCCCAACUGUUGUUUCCAACACCUUCACCGCACUCGUCCUGUCUCCCUUGCUGCUCCUGCUCAUCCUGUGGAUUAAGCUUGGAGCCAACAUUUCCAACUUGAGCUUCUCUCCCAGCACCAUUCUCUUCCAUGCAGGGCAUGCAGCCAUGCUGGGACUGAUGUACGUCUACUGGACCCACUUGAACAUGUUCCAGACUCUUAAGUACCUGGCGAUUAUCGGGGGUGUAACAUUCCUGGCCGGGAACCGCAUGCUGGCUCAGAAGGCGGUGAAGAGGAUUGCGGCCGAGCAAAGUAGUAGGUUGGCAAAGUAUAGGAGCCUCCGAUAAAUCGCCUGUAACAAAGGAGCUGGUUGUGCUCCCCAGGCUGAAAAUUGAGAAAAAAUAAGCCAACGAAAUGGGGGGAAAAAAAGACCAUCAAAUCAGACAUUUAAACCGAAUGACGGAGGAAGAAUUUGAGUCCACUUGGGGUGCCGCAAGGCCACUGAUCUGAUCGUGGCACUUCAUCUUCCUGUGAGAUUAUUGGACUUUUUGUCUUUGUGCUUUUUUUUCAUUUUUUAUUCUUGUGGUUUCUUGACAGAAUUGAAGUCCUGGAUUUUUUUUGUACAUUCUUCUCGAGUUCUCCUUCUCUGCUCAUUUCACCUCCACUGCAGAUUUGACCCACUUCGCCUGAUUUGACUUUGAUGUGAAAAUGCAGAAGUGGUUUCACAUUUAAUAUGAAAAGUUUGCCCCCCCCCCCCCCUUCCCCCUUAAGAUAAAUUAACACACGGGCAAUUUGAGGAUAUGUUUUUUCUAACGGAAAAUAUUAAAUAAAGGAUUGGAGGUGUGAA
Molecule: messenger RNA, 2542 nt
Organism: Doryrhamphus excisus (bluestripe pipefish)
Lineage: Eukaryota; Metazoa; Chordata; Actinopteri; Syngnathiformes; Syngnathidae
Gene: rpn2
Product: ribophorin II
Biological process (GO): protein N-linked glycosylation
Cellular component (GO): membrane; oligosaccharyltransferase complex
Source: RefSeq, a predicted model, not a curated record